UCAUUUUGUUUAAGAGUGUCAUUGUGAUGAGACAAGACUGAUAAAUAAUCUGGUUUGUCAAGUUACUCAAGAAUUCAACUAUCCUGAGCUUUUUGUAGUCGGCAUUGAUUUGUCGUCAUGUCUUCUAUCAAGUGAUUAUUUAUGUAAUUUAUUUAAUAAGUUAUCAGUAAUGUAAAAGGAUAAAACGUGAUUCAGCGAAUGUUAAAAUCAGUUGGACAUAACCUCCUGAGUAUUUCACAUCAUUGAGAUAUUGGUUAUAUUUAUUAUAAAAUUAUAAUUGUUUAAUAAUUUAUAACAUUAUAUCAAUAUCAAUAAUAUUAAGAUGACGGACGGCAAUCAAAUCAUGGCUCAGGCCCUCAAAAAUCAGGGUAUAGAAUAUGUUUUUGGAAUAAUGGGACAUCCUGUUAUUGAACUGAGUGUAUCUAUGCAAGCUGUUGGACUUCAAUAUCUGGGAUUUCGAAAUGAGCAAGCUGCUUGUUAUGCUGCCCAAGCUUAUGGAUACUUAACAAGAAAACCAGCAGUAGUUUUAUGCGUUUCUGGACCAGGUUUGCUGCAUGUCACUGGAGGUAUGGCGAAUGCACAAGUUAAUGGUUGGCCUUUACUUGUCUUGGCUGGAUCAUGUCCUGUAGAUCAUGAAGGAAUUGGUGGAUUUCAAGAGUAUGCUCAAGUUGAAGCUAGUCGUCCUUAUUGUAAGUAUGCAGCUAGACCACCAUCAGCUGCUCUUAUACCACUACAUGUAGAAAAAGCUGUACGGUUAGCAACAUAUGGUCGACCAGGAGUAGCUUAUUUAGAUCUACCUGCUACUCUUCUCAAAGAACAAGUUCCAGAAGACAAAAUAGCUCAAGUCUUACCAUGUCCAGAACCACCAAUAAUUUUUCCAUCAUCGUUAUUAGUGAAAAGAGCUGCUGAUGUGCUUAUUCAAGCUAAACGACCUUUGGUAAUUAUUGGAAAAGGAGCUGCAUAUGGCUGUGCUGAAGAUGAACUCCAAAUGUUUAUUAAUUCAACUAAUUUACCAUUUUUACCAACUCCAAUGGGAAAAGGUGUUAUUUCUGAUUUGGAUCCACAUUGUGUUUCAAGUGCAAGAACAACUGCUUUACUUCAUGCGGAUGUUAUACUUUUAUUGGGAGCUAGAUUAAACUGGAUGCUCCAUUUUGGUCGACCUCCACGAUAUCAAAGUGACGUUAAAAUCAUACAGGUAGAGAUAUGUGCAGAAGAAUUACAUAAUUCAGUUACAUCAGAAGUUGCUAUUCAAGCGGACAUAAAACCAACAGUAAAAUUUCUAACAGAUGCCCUUCAAAGCAAGAAUUUUUAUUUUGGUCAAGAAGAAGACUGGUGGACUCAAUUAGAAAAAGCUGGAAGUGAAAAUAAAAUGAAAUUACAGCAAUUAUCAUCAGAUAUAUCAGUUCCACUGAAUUAUUACACCGUUUUUAAACAUAUUCAAGAUGUUUUACCUACUGACUGUAUUAUUUGUUCGGAGGGUGCUAAUACAAUGGACAUUGGUCGAUCUAUACUUUUAAAUUUACAUCCUCGCCAUAGGCUUGAUGCAGGAACAUUUGGAACCAUGGGUGUGGGUUUAGGAUUUGCAAUAGCUGCAGCAUAUUGUAAAGAUUUUUCUCCAAAAAAACGAGUUAUUUGUGUUGAAGGAGACAGUGCAUUUGGAUUCUCAGCGAUGGAAAUUGAAACAAUGUUCAGGUAUAAACUUCCGAUAAUAAUAAUCAUAGUUAAUAAUAAUGGAAUCUACGGAGGUUUUGACAAAGAAACCUUUAAUCAAAUUCAGAAUCAAGGGCCAACAAUAUUUACUCCACCAUAUUCACUGUGUGCUGACGUUCAUUAUGAACGAAUGAUGGAGCUUUUCGAUAGAAAAGGAUAUUUUUGUACUACUGUAGACGAUAUUCAGAAUGCAGUAAAGAGCUCUUUAAAGGUAACAGAUGCACCAAGUCUUAUAAAUAUACUAAUCAAUCCAACUGCUGAACGCAAAGAACAAAAAUUCGGGUGGCUGACAGAAUCAAAGCUUUAAUAUUAUAUUUUUAUGAUAGAUGAUUGUUGAAUAAUGGAUAAAAGUUUGUACUAAAUUUAAGAAAAUAUUUUUAUUAAAAAAAAAUAUAAUAUGAAAUCUAUUAUAUAUGAAAAUAGAA
Molecule: messenger RNA, 2135 nt
Organism: Chelonus insularis
Lineage: Eukaryota; Metazoa; Arthropoda; Insecta; Hymenoptera; Braconidae
Gene: Hacl
Product: 2-hydroxyacyl-CoA lyase 1-like
Biological process (GO): fatty acid alpha-oxidation
Cellular component (GO): peroxisome
Molecular function (GO): magnesium ion binding; catalytic activity; thiamine pyrophosphate binding
Source: RefSeq, a predicted model, not a curated record